AUGCCGUUUGGAUUGUGCAAUGCUCCAGCAACGUUUGAAAGGUUGAUGGAGCUUGUACUUACCGGGCUAAUUGGAGAUUCCUGUCUGGUUUACUUGGAUGACAUCAUCAUCGUAGGCCGUACGUUUGAGGAACACCUUCAAAACCUGGAACGCGUGCUCAUGAAGAUCCAGAGUGCCAACCUCAAGUUGAGUCCGAAGAAAUGCUCACUAUUCAAACGGCAAGUUAGCUUUUUGGGGUAUGUAGUGUCGGAAGAAGGUAUCCGCACGGAUCCAGUGAAAAUUGCCGCUGUCAAGGAUUGGCCGGUUCCAAAAGACAAGACACAGGAGCUCAAGAACCGUCUGUGCAAAACAUCUAUUUUGGGGUACCCUGAUGCGGGCAAGGAAUUUAUAGUUGACACAGACGCAAGUGAUAUAGGACUUGGCGGUGUGUUGUCUCAACGGAAUGGUGAUCAAGAAAUUGUGAUAGCGUACUUCAGCAAGUCGUUUUCAAAGCCGGAAAGGAACUAUUGUGUCACAAGACGGGAAUUGCUUGCUGUGGAAUACGACUUUGUGAUCGAACAUCGCAGCAGGAAAUCUCAUGGCAAUGCAGAUGCAUUGUCAAGAAGACCUUGCCCUGAAGAUUGCAAGCAUUGUUCUAGGCAAGAGGGUAAAGAAGUGGUAUCUGUGAGGAUGCUCAGGACAGACCAGAUCAGCAAUGAGUGGAAGGACAGCCUACAACAUGCACAGCAGGAAGAUUCGGACAUUAAGCCGAUUCUGGAAUGGAUGAAGGCCAGUGCUCCUAAGCCCAAGUGGAGCGACGUCUCAGCAAUGAGUUCGACCACGAAAAGCUAUUGGGCCCAAUGGGACAGCUUGCUGAUUCAGGAUGGAGUCCUGUGCCGUAAAUGGGAAAAUGGUCGGGGAGACAGAUGUCAUUUGCAAAUGGUUGUCCCUAAGGCUAAAGUACCGGAUGUUCUACAGCUGUACCAUAGUGGUUGUUCAGGAGGCCACCUGGGAGUUAAACAAAUUCUACUGAAGAUCCGAGAACGGUUUUACUGGGUCCACUGUCGUGACGAUGUCGAGAACUGGCGCCGCAAAUGUACAAGUUGUGCGGCUGUAAAGGGAGCUCAAACUCGUAGUAGAGGCGCAUUGAAAUUGUACAAUGUUGGUGAACCAUGGGAGAGGAUAGCCAUUGACGUUGUGGGGCCGUUUCCGGAAAGUGAAAGUGGUAACAAGUAUUUCAUGGUUGUGAUGGAUUACUUCACUAAGUGGCCAGAAGUUUUCGCCAUUUCAAAUCAAGAAGCUUCAACAGUUGCAGAUUAA
Molecule: messenger RNA, 1299 nt
Organism: Parnassius mnemosyne (clouded apollo)
Lineage: Eukaryota; Metazoa; Arthropoda; Insecta; Lepidoptera; Papilionidae
Source: the annotation of a GenBank genome assembly